Xenopus tropicalis (tropical clawed frog) is the source of this 1831-nucleotide messenger RNA. It is a transcript of the gene cdk9, whose product is annotated as cyclin-dependent kinase 9. NCBI's taxonomy places the organism in Eukaryota, Metazoa, Chordata, Amphibia, Anura, Pipidae. The record is from RefSeq and is a predicted model, not a curated record. The transcript is spliced from 7 exons. Gene Ontology annotation, biological process: regulation of cell cycle. Gene Ontology annotation, cellular component: nucleus. Gene Ontology annotation, molecular function: nucleotide binding; protein kinase activity; RNA polymerase II CTD heptapeptide repeat kinase activity. The coding region runs from base 365 to 1513 and encodes 382 amino acids.
CCUCCCUUCCGCUAGUUGGUCCCUCCCAUUACCCUCACUGUGCUGUGUUUGGGCGAUUCCAUGUGAAUAGGCGGAGGGUUGGAAUACACAAGCGCGGCGAAUUCUAUUGGGCCACUGCGGGGUUGCGACUGAAAGAAAUGCCGAGGCUGUAAGGCCUAAGACCGUCCUUAAACUGCUACUGACGCCUUCAGUGUUUUCACACACGUCUCCCAGUAGGAGUCCGAGGCUUUGCGGCCUAGCCCAAGUCAACCCGUCAGACAGCCUGAACUCGUCGGCUCAGCACCGGGAAAGGCCGGGGCCCGGCGGCCUGUGCCCGGAAUCUGAUUCUCGAGGGCCUUCCGGCUCGGAACCCCCUCCCUCCGCCAUGGCCAAGAACUACGACUCGGUGGAAUUCCCUUACUGUGAUGAGGUCUCCAAGUACGAGCGGCUCGCCAAGAUCGGCCAGGGCACCUUCGGGGAAGUGUUCAAGGCCAAACAUCGACAGACGGGGAAGAAAGUGGCACUUAAAAAAGUUCUGAUGGAAAACGAGAAGGAAGGGUUUCCUAUCACGGCUCUGCGAGAGAUAAAAAUCCUGCAGCUGCUGAAACACGAGAACGUAGUUAACCUCAUAGAGAUCUGUCGGACAAAAAACUCUCUUGCCCACCUAGUUUCUCCCACAGCCAACCAGUACAAUAGAUGCAAAGGAACUAUUUUCCUGGUGUUCGACUUUUGUGAGCAUGAUCUAGCAGGCUUGCUGAGCAAUGCUCAUGUCAAGUUCACGCUCUCCGAGAUCAAGAAGGUAAUGCAAAUGCUGCUCAACGGCCUCUACUACAUUCACCGGAACAAGAUCCUGCACAGAGACAUGAAGGCAGCAAACGUACUGAUCACCAGGGACGGAGUGUUGAAACUUGCAGACUUUGGGCUUGCCAGAGCAUUCAGCCUUGCCAAGAACAGCCAGCCAAACAAGUACACCAAUCGCGUGGUUACGCUCUGGUAUCGGCCCCCUGAGCUACUCCUAGGAGAGCGUGAUUAUGGUCCUCCCAUUGAUUUGUGGGGAGCAGGGUGCAUCAUGGCUGAGAUGUGGACCAGAAGCCCCAUUAUGCAGGGGAAUACGGAGCAGCAUCAGCUAACACUCAUCAGCCAAUUAUGCGGUUCCAUCACACCAGAGGUCUGGCCAAAUGUGGACAAAUAUGAGUUGUACCAGAAGCUGGAACUGCCCAAAGGCCAGAAAAGAAAGGUGAAGGAAAGGUUAAAGGCUUAUGUGAAAGAUCUCUAUGCACUGGACCUUAUAGACAAGCUGUUGGUUUUGGACCCGGCUCAGAGAAUCGACAGUGAUGACGCCCUGAAUCAUGAUUUCUUCUGGUCUGACCCGAUGCCUUCUGAUCUGAAGAACAUGCUCUCUACUCACAAUCAGUCCAUGUUUGAAUACUUGGCACCUCCUAGGAGAAGAGGCGGGCACAUGCCCCAACAGCCAGCCAAUCAGGCACGGAAUCCUGCUGCCACAAACCAAUCAGAAUUUGACAGAGUCUUUUAAAGACAUUCUUUAUUAUUUAUUGGGAGGAAAAAAAAGACUUUUUUUAAAAAUAUAUAUAUAUUUUUUUUAAUUCCUUUGUAAGUAAGCCUGUAUAGUAUGGGGAAUAAGGACUAGCUGCAUACUUUUGUUAGCAUAAUGAUAUUCAGAAGCGUGGCAUUCGUGAAACAAAACUUUUAACUGUGAUACUUAAUCUAAAACUCUUGCUACCAUGCUGAUACACACUGGUCAGUGAAUCGAAAGUUUUCCGAACAGCUUUCUGUGCUGCUGUACCUAUGUACUUGAUAGGGAAUGUAAAUAAAGUUUUAUGUUCUCCUAUUA